AUGGCAGAGACAUUCAAAGAAAUAUGCAAAAUACUCAACAAAAGCACAAAAUGUUCGAAGCGCGACAUUGCAGAUCCAGACUAUGGUCAAAAGGAGUUGCUGUAUCUUGCAGUAUUGAGUGGGCUUGAAGAGCUACUGAGACAUGGCACCAGCAAUAAGGCUCAGAAGCCAGCGAGCCCAUGGAGCCAGGAUGACACGUAUGUGGACAGCCGGCACAGAUAUCUAAGGUCGAUCUUUGAUAGCUCGGGGUUUGAAAGAAGACUGGAUGAACUAGGACUAGCAACCCCAGACCAAGCCACACAAACAAAACUGGAGUAUCACACGCCUCGGCUGUUUGACGGAUGCUUAG
Vittaforma corneae ATCC 50505 is the source of this 349-nucleotide messenger RNA. RefSeq lists its product as uncharacterized. The annotation marks the transcript as partial. NCBI's taxonomy places the organism in Eukaryota, Fungi, Microsporidia, Nosematidae. The transcript has a single exon. The record is from RefSeq and is a predicted model, not a curated record.